AUGGCGUCUGCAGGUCGUCAUAUUCCACCCAACCUGCUGCCGGGCAAUCGAGGUGAAGAUGGCGGUUUGCAGACCACAAACGCUUCUGGCUUCCAGGGCCAGUCUCCCAUAGACAGCCCAGACGGCAACAGAAGUGCUCCCUGGUCUGACAUCCCCCCGUCUGCUCCUAGCGAAUCUAAUGUCGGCGGCCCCGAAGAACGAUCUCCCAGACAGCCAGAUUCCUACCGAAGUCCUGGCAGAAACAAGUCGCGCGAUCGACACAACAAUUCAAAUGGCCCUUCCACCAGCAAGUCUCCAAGCGGGAAUACCAGAAUCUGCAGAGUCUGUGGAGAGCCUCUGUUGGGACAGUUUGUUCGUGCUCUGGGAGGCACGUUUCAUCUGGAGUGUUUCCAGUGCAAAGACUGCGGAGAGAUUGUCGCAUCGAAGUUCUUCCCUGUCGAUUCUGAAGAUGGCAAUUCCCAGCAUCCGCUUUGUGAACGAGACUACUUCCGACGAUUAAACCUAUUGUGCUUCGAGUGCGGAGGCGCUCUCAGAGGAUCCUACAUCACCGCUCUAGAUCAUAAAUAUCACAUUGAACAUUUCACCUGCUCCGUUUGUCCUACCGUCUUCGGCGCCCAGGACAGUUACUACGAACACGAAGGCAAAGUAUACUGCCAUUACCACUACUCGACCCAAUUCGCUCAGCGAUGCAACGGCUGCCAGACAGCAAUUCUAAAACAGUUUGUCGAGAUCUUCCGAAAUGGCCAGAACCAGCAUUGGCACCCUGAAUGCUACAUGAUCCACAAAUUCUGGAACGUGCGCCUGUCUCCAAGUGGGAAGGCAUUUGAACCGCCAGAGAUUGAUCGCGAUGUCAGCACCGAAGAACGAGACGAGAUCCGAGACGAGGAGGAAAAGAUGGAAGAGAAAGUCUACCGUAUCUGGAGCGUGCUUUCUGCAUUUGAAGAAUCGUCUGCAGCCUGCAUCUCAGAUAUGUUGCUGCACGUUAGCAAUGGUGCAUACAUCGAUGGCGUUGUUGUUGCGAAAAAGUUCAUUUUCCACGUCGAGGUCCUGUUCAAGGGUACAGACCGGCUUGCGGCUCAAAUUUCUUCACUUGGCAUAAAAGAAAUGGCAUAUGGCAGAGAAGCAAAACUUCUUUGCAAGAAAGUCGUCUCUUUCUUUUCCUUACUUUCAAAGACUCAAGAGACCGGAGUCCGGAAGCUUGGAGUUACACAGGAACUUCUUGCUCUUGUUACAGGCCUUGCACAUUAUUUAAAACUCCUUAUCCGCAUUGGCUUACAAGGCUCUCUUAGAUUGGAGCGUGAGACAAAGAGUCCAGAUGCACUCUACUCUUUCUUAGACCUAACUGCGGACCUUGAAGAGGUCAACACUAUCACAGCUAGUGAUCUAAAUGCUGAUACCUCACAGUUGGCUCACUCUCAGUCUGAUUGUUGUGCUGCCUGUACUGAGCCAAUUGAUGAUGAGUGCAUCGUCUUAGGGCGGAGACAAUGGCAUAAGAAGCCGCCUCACCUUGUCUGCGGUGCGUGUCAGGACGACCUAACACAUGACCUUGAACGCGCAAGAUGGAGUGAAAAGAACGAUCGCCCGUUCUGUCAAAACUGCGCCAUACAAAGAGGCCAUGAUCCUCAGGCCGUUCCUGGGUUUGAAAAUGUUACCAAGCUCCAGCAAUACGUCUUCUUGCUUCGAGUGGCUCUUGCUAGACUCCUGUCGGUUUUGCGAUCGGGUGGUACUCUACCACAUACAUCUGAUGAUCCCAACUUGAAGCAAUACGAGGCAAAUGAUGGCCACCGUAUCCCUCCACAAGCUGAUCCAAACCUACCACCUCAGCGCCCAACUACACGAUCAAUGUCCUACGCUGGUGAGCACAAUGAAGAGAAGACGCCUUCUUCCCUCGAGCAGACAGUUGGUGAAAUGAGGAGACUCCGAUCCACCAGGAACGAGCGGGCUAUAUCCACAACCUUCAAGAAAGCCCGAACUUCACGCAUAAUCUCUAGUCCUGAAAGCAGCAGUGUCCAGCCAGGUGCUCCUGGAGGAGCAAACAAUGGUCAAAACCAGAACUUCCAAAUCGUUGAGGAACGAGAUGCCGAUGGCGAGCCUGUUACUGAUCUUACCUUCGGAAACCAAGAUGCCCUCACUCUGGAUGAUAUUCCAAGAAUCGUCGCUGCCGAACAGGCCAAGGAGCAACGUCCUAAUGCUUAUAAGCAUGCUGGUGGUAAUCUUAUUGGAAGCGGUGGUCCAGCUGCUAAGCUUAUCAAUGGCCAUCAACGGGGAGUAUCUGUCGAUCAGCUCGGUGCCAUGGAACGACCCAGAGCUAAGAAAUACUUCUCCGAGCUAUCUGCUUUAGAAUAUUUCAUUGUUCGACACGUUGCUGUCCUUUCCAUGGAGCCCUUGUUGGAAGGAAGUUUCAAUUUAGAAGAACUCCUUGGUCUCAUUGAGCCUCGCAAGCCUACUAUCUGGAACAUCUUCAACCGUGCCUUCAAGAAUGAUCCUCGCAAAGUUGGUAAAAAGAAGGGCGUUUUCGGUGUAGCCUUGGAAGUCAUCGUUGAAAGAGAUGGCACCGAAUCAACUCACGGAGUUGGACCAGGCACAUUACGAAUUCCAACCUUUAUCGACGAUGCGAUCUCUGCUAUGCGGCAGAUGGACAUGUCCGUUGAAGGUGUCUUCCGUAAGAACGGAAAUAUCAAACGACUCAGAGAAACCGCUGAGCUUAUUGACACCCGGUACGAGGCCGUUGAGCUGGACAAAGAGUCCGCUGUUCAAGUGGCGGCUUUGAUGAAGAAGUUCCUUCGAGAGAUGCCCGAUCCUCUCCUUACCUUCAAGCUUCACAGCUUGUUCGUUAUCGCGCAAAAAAUUGCCGACCCUGUCAAGCGCAAGCGAGUCCUCCACCUGACUUGCUGCUUGCUUCCAAAGUCACAUAGAGACACCAUGGAAGUUCUGUUUUCAUUCCUAAACUGGGCAUCUUCUUUCUGCCAUGUUGAUGACGAGACUGGUAGCAAGAUGGACAUCCACAAUCUCGCUACCGUCAUGACCCCAAAUAUUCUAUACUCUAAUGCAAAGGUCGCUGGUGUUGACGACAGUUUCCUGGCUAUUGAAGCUGUCACCUCCUUAAUUGAAAAUAAUGAUACCAUGUGUGAGGUUCCGGAAGACCUUCUGUCUAUUCUUACCGAUUCGACCCUUUUCAACGGCAGUGCUGAGAUCACCACCAAAGAAAUCCUGAAGCGUUAUGGGGCCUUGGGUAAACUUCCUAUGACCCAGAAAGCCCCGGUCGUCUCGGAAACCAUUCCUCUACAGCCUGGCAGAUGCAGAGUUCUGUGA
Messenger RNA from Nannizzia gypsea CBS 118893, 3312 nucleotides. Its product is annotated as rho-type GTPase-activating protein 1. The record is from RefSeq and is a predicted model, not a curated record. The transcript is spliced from 7 exons. Gene Ontology annotation, cellular component: cytoplasm. Lineage: Eukaryota; Fungi; Ascomycota; Eurotiomycetes; Onygenales; Arthrodermataceae. Bases 1 to 3312 code for a protein of 1103 amino acids. Gene Ontology annotation, biological process: actin cytoskeleton organization; signal transduction.